Messenger RNA from Dibothriocephalus latus, 255 nucleotides. Lineage: Eukaryota; Metazoa; Platyhelminthes; Cestoda; Diphyllobothriidea; Diphyllobothriidae. The record is from the annotation of a GenBank genome assembly.
AUGACGAUACGUCAGUUUAUUGCUAAACGCUAUCGUUUGUCACACAGCGUCGAAAUGAAGGCCUGCGUCCUAAUUCUGUUUGCCCUGGUGGCUGUUGCCUUUGCUGAGGACAAUGAUGAGAAGUCCGUUGAGAACCUCAGAGUUAACGUGAUACAGAAUAUCGCCAGUAUCCAGAAGUUCUUUAAAAAAGACCCCCUUGCCAGACAACGUAUCCACAAGUACUUGGCCAAGUACUUGAAGAAUCUCAAAGCCUAG